AUGGUGAGAGAGCGUACGCCUGCUCGGAAUCGACCAAAAUCCCAACUGGGCGAAUCCUGGGUAGUUGAUAGCGAUGGCGACGAUGAAUACACUCCUCCGUCAAAGCAAGCGGAUGGAAUAAGACGUUCGCAGGGAACAGCAGGGACUGCAGAGAGCCCACGAAAAAGACCAUCUCGUGUCAAUGCCAGACCCAGUGCUGAACCGGAGUUCAUCAUGCCUUCCAUACAUGAAGGCAGCGUUGGUGAGUCUUGGCUCGGGGAAGAGAAACCGAGGGUGGAGAGGGAAUCGAGUAAAGCGAGUAAAAGGGUACAACGACCCGAAGACAGAGGCAUGUCUACAACCUACCGUUCUAAGGACCAAAGAGGAAAAGAGAAGCUCGUCAAGGCUUCAGAAGACGUUGCAAGCUUUGUAACACCAAUGUUUAUGUGGACGUACGAUGUUUUCGGUGGGGCUCUGCAUGCGUUGAAGACUCCAAUCUCAUACCUGAUCGCCGGCUGGCUCCUUGUUGGACUGUUAGUUUUUCUGCGAAAUUUGCUGUUCAACUCCGUCUACUCUGCACUGUCGCCCGUGUGCCGCAUCCCCGGCGCCUCGUUCCUUAAUCUUCCAAUGUGCCAGUCCCCAGUCUCCAUUCAAUAUUCUGGCGAGGAACCGCCACCCGUCCAAUUCGACCAGCUUAUGACCGUGCAGAACAAAUUCGAAGCGGUACUGCAAGAAAGCGCGGGCGGCGUGUCUCUCCCGCUGGACAUGAAACGAGGUGAAACGUCGAUUCGCGACCUACGACAAGUUGUUCGUUUUAGCCAGCUACACUCCAAGAACGAACUUGUUCUUGAGUUCGACGGCUUCAUAGAAACUGCUCGCAUUGCAUCCUACGACCUACAAAAGUUCAAUAGCCAUGUUGGCCGAGGCGUCGAUAAUAUCCUUGCUACUGCUCGCUGGACGAAGCGUGUCCUAGAUGGCAUCGCUGAGCGUGACGGAUCUCGAGGAGCUAUAACAUCAUUCUUCAACGAAAAACUCCUGGCGCCUUUCCAGCCGAUCACAUUCACAGAAGAUGCUCUAUUAGAUCAGUACAUUCAGCACACGCGCGUCGUUGAAGAGGAGAUCAACCGUCUUGUGGUGGAAGCGCAAGCUCUACUUCUUGUCCUCCAGAAUCUCGAGGACCGCCUUGAUGUCAUUCAUGGCAUAGCAGUACGCGAUAAUCUGCACGCGCACGGUAGCAGGGCGGAGGUGCUGUCGCAGCUCUGGACAAUGCUUGGUGGUAACCGCAACAAACUAGGCAAAUUCGAUUCACAGCUACGUCUUUUGGGCCAAGUGAACACCUAUCGUCAAAAUGCAAUAGCUCACGUAAGUGGGACGCUGGUGAGGCUGCAGGGAAUGGGCGCUGAGUUAGAAGAGUUGAGGGAGCGGGUUGGAGGGGUGGAACUGCUGGGUGGGAAAGGUGGUGUUCCGCUUAGUCUGCAUAUUGAGAAUAUUGAGAUGGGCGUGGAGAGAUUGGAGAAGGGGAGGAAAGGCGCGAAGGAAUUAGAAAAUGAAGAGUUGAAGAAGUCUUUGGAGAAGGGAAAAGGAAGUGAAAGGAUGAUCGAGGGGUGA
This is a messenger RNA of Letharia columbiana, 1587 nucleotides long. RefSeq lists its product as uncharacterized. The transcript has a single exon. The record is from RefSeq and is a predicted model, not a curated record. The coding region runs from base 1 to 1587 and encodes 528 amino acids. Lineage: Eukaryota; Fungi; Ascomycota; Lecanoromycetes; Lecanorales; Parmeliaceae.